Molecule: messenger RNA, 8790 nt
Organism: Oenanthe melanoleuca
Lineage: Eukaryota; Metazoa; Chordata; Aves; Passeriformes; Muscicapidae
Gene: NCOA6
Product: nuclear receptor coactivator 6
Exons: 16
Coding region: 380-6478 (2032 amino acids)
Biological process (GO): positive regulation of transcription by RNA polymerase II
Cellular component (GO): histone methyltransferase complex; transcription regulator complex; nucleus
Source: RefSeq, a predicted model, not a curated record
GCGGCGCUGGAGUCCCGGGCCGCGCGCGACCCCCGCCCCGCGCGCCCCCGCGGCCCCGCGCGCGCCCCCGGCGGCGGCGGCGGGUCCAGGAUUCCAUAUUUGGGAGUUGCUGUUUAACCAUGUUUGCCAGUCUGGAAUUACCUGAAGUCCUGUCACACACCCCAAAAUACUGAAGUUAUAAAAUUUGCUUUGAUCAACUGGAAUACUUCUCAAGUGCAGCACGAUUCUGCCAGGACCCCCCUCUGUUUGUCCUUGUGGAGGAACAGCUUGGACACUGCCAUGGCCACCAUUGUCAGCCUCACACAGUUGGUCUCACAGAGCCCAACACUGGGUCACCAGCAUCACCUUGACGUCUGACAGGCUCCCAUUGCUGGAAACAAUGGUUUUGGAUGACCUACCCAACUUAAAAGACACAUAUGCCUCCAUGUACUCCUCAGCUAUGGAAGACUUAGAGGUGGAUUUUGAUUCAGGACUGGAGGAAGAUGAACUGAAACAGGAGGCUGCUCCUGGGGAUUCCACCAUCUUUGUAGCUUUUAAAGGAAAUAUAAGUGACAGAGACUUUGAGCAGAAGCUGGAUACCAUACUGAAGAAUGUGCCUAGCCUUUUACACAUGGAAUCCAACAAGUUGAAAGUGCAGAAGAUAGAGCCUUGGAACAGCGUUCGUGUCACCUUCAACAUCCCCCGGGAAGCUGCCGAGCGGCUGCGAAUCCUGGCUCAGAGCAACAACCAGCAGCUCCGAGACCUGGGCAUUCUCUCUGUCCAGAUUGAGGGGGAAGGUGCUAUCAACUUGGCUUUAGCCCAGAGCAGGAGCCAGGAUGUUCGGAUCAACGGGCCGCUGGGAGCGAGCGCCGGCAUGCGCAUGGACACGGGAUUCCCCCUGCAGGGGGGGCCAGGUUUAAUAAGAAUGGGCAAUGCUGCAGCUGUUAUGAUGUCCCAGGGUGGAAAUGUGCCCUCCUCUAUGGUGGCAAGUGGUGCUAGUGCUGAGCUGCAGCCACGAACACCUCGGCCUUCCUCACAGCCAGAUGCAAUGGACCCACUCUUAUCUGGGCUAAAUAUACAGCAACAAAAUCAUCCAUCUGGAUCUUUAGCCCCCCAGCUGCAUUCAAUGCAGUCAGUUCCUGUAAACAGGCAGAUGAACUCAGCCAACUUUCAGCAGCUACAGCAGCAGCAGCAGUUGCAGAACCGGCCUCCCCAGCCACAUCAGCAGCCCCAGCAGGGCAUCCGACCUUCAUUCACCUCACCAGCACAGGUUCCAGUUCCCCCUGGCUGGAACCAGCUUCCUUCUGGAGCACUUCAGCCUCCUCCAACCCAGGGAGCACUGGGUACACUGACAGUAAACCAGGCUUGGAAAAAGGCCUCAUUGCCUGGACAGAUGCAGCAGCAGCUUCAAGCAAGACCAUCUCUAGCAACAGUACAAACUCCUACUCAUCCUCCACCUCCAUAUCCUUUUGGAAGCCAGCAAGCUUCCCAGGCUCACUCAAACUUUCCCCAGAUGAGCAAUCCUGGCCAGUUUACUGCUCCUCAAAUGAAAAGCCUUCAGGGAGGGCCCUCACGGGUUCCUACACCACUACAACAGCCCCACCUGACCAACAAGUCUCCUGCUUCUUCUCCCUCCUCCUUCCAGCAGGGCUCUCCUGCCUCAUCUCCAACUGUUAACCAGACACAGCAGCAGCUGGGACCAAGGCCUCCCCAGAGUAGCACUCUUCCCCAGGGAUUCCAGCAGCCUGUCACUUCUCCUAGUCGUAAUCCUAUGGUGCAACAGGGGAAUUUGCCCCCCAACUUCAUGGUGAUGCAGCAGCAAAACCAAGGUCCACAAGGUUUACACCCUGGUUUGGGAGGAAUGGCCAAGCGGCUCCCCCCGGGGUUCCCUGCAGGCCAGGCUAACCAGAACUUCCUGCAAGGCCAGGUGCCCUCCACAGCUCCAGGAACAGCAGGCAACAGUGGAGCUCCACAGCUGCAAACCAGCCAGAGCGUGCAGCACACAGGUGGCCAAGGAUCUGGACCUCCUCAAACUCAGCUGCAAGCAGCACAUGGCCCACCAAAUAUGAUGCAGACCAAUCUAAUGGGACUUCAUGGAAAUAUGAACAACCAGCAGGCUGGUGCUAGCGGGGUGCCACAGGUUAACAUGGGCAACAUGCAGGGACAGCCUCAGCAAGGACCACAGUCCCAGCUAAUGGGGAUGCAUCAGCAAAUUGUGUCCUCUCAAGGACAGAUGGUGAACAUUCAGGCUCAGGGAUCACUGAACCCUCAAAACCAGAUGAUACUUUCUCGAACUCAGCUCAUGCCACAAGGCCAAAUGAUGGUGACACCUCAGAACCAAAAUCUUGGUCCCUCUCCCCAGAGGAUGACCCCACCCAAACAGAUGAUUCCCCAGCAGGGACAGCAGAUGCUGUCCACCCACAAUCAGAUGAUGGGACCUCAGGGCCAGGUCAUGCUACAGCAAAACUCAAUGAUGGAACAGAUGAUGACCACUCAGAUGCAAGGAAAUAAACAGCCUUUUAAUACUCAAAAUCAGUCCAAUGUUAUGACGGGGCCAGCUCAACUGAUGAGAGGACCAACCCCAAAUAUGCAAGGAAACAUGGUGCAGUUCACUGGGCAGAUGAUGGCACAGCAAGGCCCUGUGAAUGGGAAUCCUUCUCAGGUGAUGGGAAUGCAAGGGCAAGUUUUAAGACCUACUGGACCUGGUCCUCACAUCUCUCAGCAACUUGGGGAUACUGCAACCACAACAAACAGCGAUGGGAACUUGACACAGAUGUUACCUGAGGUUCCUGUGCAGCAGCCAAACAUGGUGCCUUCUCAUAUGCAAGGAAUGCAAGGAAAUAACAAUGCUUCAGGGAGUCAUUUCUCUGGCCAUGGGCUGCCUUUCAAUACAGGGUUUAGUGGAACUCCCAAUGGGAAUCAGGUUUCCUGUGGGCAGAACCCCGUGUUUCCUGUCAAUAAAGAUGUGACGCUCACGAGCCCGCUCUUGGUUAACCUGCUCCAGAGUGAUAUCUCAGCAGGGCACUUUGGUGUGAACAACAAACAGAAUAACCAGAAUGCCAGCAAGCCAAAGAAGAAGAAGCCUCCAAGGAAGAAGAAAAAUAAUCAACAGCUAGAACAAACAACUUCUUCAGAAUCACGUCCAGCUGGCCUGGAGGAGAGUGAUCAGUCGUCGAUGUCUGGAGACCAAGGAAUGAAUUUAGAUAAGUCAGGCUCUAAACUCUCAGACUUUGCAAGUAGGCCACCAGGUUAUCCAUCUCAGCCAGUGGAGCAAAGGCCUCUUCAGCAGAUGCCACCUCAGCUCCUGCCACACACGCAGCAGCCCCAGCCCCAGCAGCAGCCCCAGGCAGCCCCACAGCAGGGCCAGGCACCCUCCCAGACGCCACAGCAGCAGCAGAUGAUGAUGAUGCUGAUGAUGCAGCAGGAUCCCAAAUCAGUCAGGCUGCCUGUGGCCCAGGGGGUUCACCCCCCCCGGGGGCCCCUGAACCCAGAUGCGCCGCGGAUGCCGAUGCAGCAGAGCGGGAACGUGCCGGUGAUGGUGAACCUCCAGGGGCCCGUGCCUCCAUCUCCUGACAAACAGAGGAUGGCCCUGCCAGGCAAUCCUCCUCUGGGAAACAAUGCAAGAAAAAUGGUUUAUCCAGAUAAUGUACAAAAUCCUUCCAGCUCGCCCCUCAGAGAGGUGUCAUCAGUAUCCUCUCUUCCAGAAGGAGGUGGAGCUGAGGGCCCUCCAGCAUCAGGAGCUCAGAAUAAUGUGACAUCUCAUUUAGUAGUUUCACAGAACCAGUUAAUGAUGACAGGACCUAAGCCUGGACCAUCCCCACUUUCAGCUGCCCAAGGUGCAAGUCCCCAGCAGCAGUCUAGUUCUCUGUCUAGUGCUCUUACUCACCAUUUUCCAAGUGUUGCUGCCCCAUCACAAACUUCAAGGCCUAAAACCCCAAACAGAGCCAGCCCAAGGCCAUAUUACCCUCAGACUCCUAACAACCGUCCACCCAGCACAGAGCCCUCAGAAAUUAGCCUGUCACCAGAGAGGCUCAAUGCUUCUAUUGCUGGUCUGUUCCCUCCCCAGAUCAAUAUUCCUUUACCUCCCAGGCCUAAUCUCAAUAGAGGAUUUGAUCAGCAGGGUCUGAAUCCCACUACUUUAAAGGCCAUUGGACAAGCCCCAUCAAAUCUCACAAUUAACAAUCAGUCCAGUUUCACUGCCUCACAGUCACACAAGUUGGAAAGUGUGGUCAUUAAUUCGGGCAAACAGACCAAUGCUGGAGGAACAAAGAGAGCAAGCCCAAGUAAUAGUCGAAGGUCCAGUCCUGGAUCCAGUAGGAAAACUACACCAAGCCCUGGCAGACAGAAUUCAAAAGCAGCUAAAUUAUCACUGACAACUCAGCAGAAUCCAUCUCUCUUGCAGAACAUGGAAUUACAGAGAAAUGUGAUGUCUGGUCCCUCUUCUUUGCCGACACCCGUGACCACAAGUUUUCAAACCAGCUCCAUGCUAAGUAACCAGAGUCCUGCAGUUUCUGUACCUGCUGUGACUGGCAUUCCUGAAGACAAUAAGGACAGCCUUAGUGUGCCUCAAGAUACAGAGAGUCAAAGUGCACAAGGUGUCCAAGGUAGCAAGGACCAGCCCAGUAUGGAACUGAAAGGUGUCCCUACUUCAGAAAUGAAAGUGCUGGUUCCUGAGGAGCAGGCAAAAAAAGAUGGGCAAGCCUUAGAUAGCAGUAAGCUCCCAGUCAUGGAGGAAAGUAAAGCCAUGGUAUCUCCAGCUAUGAGGGAGGCACCAACUUCUCUAAGUCAACUUCUUGACAAUUCUGGAGCUCCUAAUGUGACCAUUAAGCCCCCUGGGCUGACUGGUCUUGACAUGGCACCAGCAGUCCCCGCUGGUGAGGAACUGAAGAAGAUAGCUGUCAUUCCUCCACUGCAGGAUGCAUCCUUGAGCAAGGAGCCAUCUAACUCACUUAGCCUGCCUCAAAAUAACGAGGCCUGUCCAAAUCCAGGGCACCAGGAACUGGGAGAAGUAAAUGCAAGUGUGGCACAGAGUGCUCCUCCAGUAAUGCAGAGGCCUGUUAGCUCUUCUUCUAUUUCAGGUCCUUUACCCCCUAACCAGAUAACAGUUUUUGUGACUUCCAACCCUAUUACAUCUGCUGCUAAUACAUCAGCUCCAUUGCCAUCCCACUUGCAAUCUGCAUUAGUAUCCACUGUUGUCACCAUGCCCAACGUGGGGAGCAAAGUGAUGGUUUCAGAGGGGCAGUCGGCAGCUCAGUCCAACGCCCGGCCACAGUUCAUCACACCUGUGUUUAUAAACUCAUCCUCAAUCAUCCAAGUGAUGAAGGGCUCUCAGUCCAGCACGAUUCCAGCAGCUCCCAUGACUUCUAACUCAAGCCUGAUGCCUCAGUCAGUCGCAGUCGUUGGUCCCUUGCAUCUCCCACAGAAUAUCAAGUUUUCCUCUGGGCCCACUCCUCCCAGCACCUCAUCCACCAGUCCUGUGUCCAGUAUUCCCACCAGCAGAUCACUCGUUCUGAAUCCCCUGGCAUCUCCUGUCCAGCUGCCUUCUUCCACUGCAGCUCCUUCCAGUGCUCCUUCCCAGCUUCCUGCUCAGCCAGCCAAGGACUUCAGCCCGGAGGAGGCUGCCCAAGGCGCAGGGCCGGCUGAGCAGUGCCCUGUGCCAGCAGCCCAGUCGGGACCUGUUGUUUCCCCUCUGCUCACGAGCAGCCCGGGCUCUGGGAACAGACGCAGUCCUGUUUCAUCCAGCAAGGGAAAGGGGAAGGUAGACAAGAUUGGCCAGCUCCUGCUGACUAAAGCGUGCAAGAAGGUCACUGGCUCCCUGGAGAAAGGGGAAGAGCAGUAUGCUUUGGAUGGAGAAACAGAAGGUCAGGGACUAGAAACGCCGGUCCCAAAUAGUUUGGGAACAGAGCAACCACCAGCAGAACUCGAUAACAAAAGCGGGACACCUCCAGCACCCAGUCUUACAAAACAGAGCACUUCGGUGCCCGGCAGCUCGAGCCUCAGCCCCGCGGCGGCCGCUCCCUCCUGCGCGUCCCCGGGCGCGGCCCCUGCGGCCGGAGCGGCCCCGGCAGCGCCGGAGCCCGCGGGCCCAGGCGGCACCGGCAGCGCCACCGGUACCGGCACCGGUACCGGCACCGGUACCGGCAGCGGCAGCGACCCCGGCGCGGGCCCGGAGCCGAGCGGGCCCGAGGAGAAGCCCGCAGCACCGCCGGAGCUGCUGCAGAGCGCGGCAUCCUCUCAACAUUUAACACAGAAAAAAAGUUCAGUUGCAACAUCAGAAAGUACUGUUCAAAGAACAGAACUUGAGACAAAUGCUGCAGUAGUUGCUGGUCAAAGUAAUGAGACAAAAGAGAAUUGUGAAAAGUCUAAAACUCCAAGUAGAAGAAAUUCAAGAACAGAGGAUUGUGCCACUUCACAGGAAACUGUAGAGAACGGGCAGCGCAAGAGAUCGUCGCGCCCCGCGUCCACGUCCAGCACAGCUAAAGGGUCAGAAAAAUGCUGAUGGACCAAAGUUAUGCAAGAGAGUAGAGAGAGACCGUCAAGAGGCAACAUUCGACCACUAAUUUAAAGAUAAUAUACAGAACAAAGAGGUAUUAAUAUCAAAUGAUUAUAAAAGGAAGUCAAGUUGAAUUCAGCCACCAUUUCCAUACUGGAGGUACUAAAGUGUGAUGGUAAGAAUAUUGUGUUUUCAGAGUUUCAGAGAAGCAUUCCAGCUUUAUGUCAUUGUGCAAUGACUCCCAAAGAUUACACAGGGGAUCUAUAUGUUCUGCACUGUUGUGACUGCUGAAUUUAAUUACAUUUACUUCUUGUGGCAGGACUGUGCAGAAGAAUUUGAGUCUGUAUUGUGAAAAUAAAUUCUCUUUCAUGAUUGUGAAAAAGAGUUUGAAAAAUGUGAAGCCAGUGUAAAAUCCCUGCCUGUGUUUGAGGGGAUCUGGAGAUGUGACCUGCCCCACAGGCUGUACUGGGCAAACCUAAAGAUGGCAACCAGUGACACUUCAAAAUGUGGGAACAGGAAAGUGCAUCAAAUGUAAAUAAUACCAAAACUCUCACAGGGGUUUGUGCUGACUGUGGAAUUGGUUUAACUCUGUAAAUAAACCCUUGUUUUUAAAUGAUGCAUCUGAAGCUGCCACAGUGUCCAAGGGCUUUGCUGGACACUUGGGUGCAGGGGCCACCUGGCUGUGCAUUUCUGUGAGCACACAGCUGCUCCUGAGCUGUGCAGAAUGAGCCAAACCAGCUGCUCUGGGCCAGAGGACAGGCUGCACCUUAGCCAGGUGGCUGCAGGAGUGUCACCUGCUUUGCCACCUGUGCCUGCUCUGUUGUACAUUUUUGUUAGUAAAUCAGAGCUUAAUUAUUCUGGUUUACUUGCUCCUGUCCUCAUUAUGUUGUCUGUGCCCUGAGAAGCCCCCCAAUCCAUGGUAAAAGGAAUGUGGGGCUGGGAGGAUAUCUCUCUUGAGAUAGAGGCUGUUUAAAGUCAUUAUUAGGGAAAAAAAUCAGCAGGCAGAGAGAAGCAGAUGUGACCAGCUGGAGUAGGAACUUGCUUGCUAAGGCUUGGGAAGGAGGAGGCAGCAGGGUCACUGUGAGAGGAGAGCAGAGGAGAAGGGCACACAGGGAGGGCCAGCCCUGCCAUGGGUGCCCAGCACACUCAGGUGCAGGUUUGGGUGCUGGUGAUGCUCCCAAGGGCUGAGCCCUGCUCUCCUUCUCCUCCUCCAAGCACAGAGCAAGGGCAGCAACAGCUGCUGCUGCAGCCAGUUCAGAGCCAGCCCUGCUGCUUGCAGGCUCCAGGCUGGAGACAGCCUGUGGAGAGGUGAAAAUUGGCCCUGUACUGCUUUUCCCUUUUUGGAGUACUUUUCCAGCAAGGGCUGCUUUUAGCAUUUACUGUAGCUUUGAGUUUGUUAAAUUUCGAAAUGUUGAUUGUUUUUUCUAAUUCUACAUGUAACAGCUGUGGAGUUGUACUGCUGCUGUUCUAAUUUUAGAUGGGCUUGGAAAUUUUUUUCCCUUUUGACUCUUAAAAUGCACACAGCUGCAAUAGUUUUUGGAAAACAUUACGAAGAGCCAAAGAGACAUUGCCAACAUUUAAAAUCACAUUUUUUAAAAGAUUUAAAGAUGCAAAUGGCCUUGGUCCUUACUCUUUUUUUUUGUUUUGAAAUGGAAACUUAGUGCCUUGGUAAGUGCACUGGACAUGUCAUCUGCUGCAGGUGUCAACAUUUGUGUCUUUUUGCAUCAGCUGUGUUCCUGUGGCUGGGUGUUCACUGCAGAACACCCAGUUUUUAAUGUUUUUAAUGACUUUCCAAGAGCUCAGACAGCUGGGCUGUUAAGUGGCAUGGCAGGCUCCAGAACAGCUCUGCAGGGCUUGUGUGGCACCAUCUCAUGGCUGUGCUUCCCCCUGUGCCACAGGGGCAGCACAGAGGGGACACUUUCCAGUAUUUGGCUCUUCUUUCAAAGGCUCUUCUGUUAGGUUUGAAUAAAUGAGUGUGGGGCUGCUGGCCCAGGGGUGUCACAGCUGCUCAGGAGUCACUCCCACUGCUGGGGAAUCCUCUGCUCCAGAGCUUUCCACUCUGCUGUGAGUCUGCAAAAAUGACAGGGCAGUCUGUGCCCCUCUGGGGAAUGCUUACCAACUGAGCAUCCAUCCUUGUUUUCUUCUCUUGAUUUCAGAAACGAGUGCCAGUGCAAUGCAGUCAAAAAGAAGAAAAUCCAAGUAAAUUACUGCAUGGAAACAUGAGACUUGUAAAUGAGUGUGAAUUUACCAAUAGCAAUUUUGAGCUGUGAUUUUUCUUUUUUAAAUAAAAUUCUGUACAGUAAGUCAUUUUAAUAUUA